AUGACAACUACCAUCCCCGACAGCGAAGCCCUGCGCAGAGCUUCGUUGCGCUAUCUAUGGAUGCACAACCGCGACUGGACGCAAAUGGCGGAGGAGGGCGAGCCGCAGAUUAUCGAGAGCGGUCACGGCGUGCGCGUUACGGACUCCGAGGGCAAGUCUUGGAUUGAUGUCAAUGGUGGCUACAACUCGGUCAACGCGGGUUACGGUCGUACCGAGAUUGGCGAAGCCGCCUAUGAGCAGAUGGUCAACUUGCACUACUUUCCGCAAGGCACGACUACCGUUCCGAUGGCGAAACUGGCGGCAAAGCUCGCCGAGAUUACUCCCGGCACGCUAUCGCGCGUGUUUCCGGUCAGCGGCGGCUCUGAGGCAAACGAGACUGCACUGAAAAUCGCGCGCGCUUAUCACAAGCGCAUCGGUGAGCCGGGGCGCUACAAGGUCAUUAGUCGGGUGGGUUCGUAUCAUGGCAUGACGGCGGGCGUGUUAUGGCUAGGCGGCAGUCCGUAUCAGCCGCGCCACGACUACGAGCCAAUUUACCCCGGAAUUGUGCACGCUCCGCAGCCUAACGCUUACCGCUCCACUUGCGGCGGCGAGACUCCAUCCGAAUGCGCGGUGAAAUGCGCCGAGGCGAUAGAGCGGCUUAUCGAGUUUCAUGGACCGCAGACGGUCGCCGCCGUAAUCGCGGAACCGGUGGCGAUACCUCAAGGGGCGGUCGUUCCGAGCGACGAAUACUGGCCCAUGUUGCGGCAGAUAUGCGACAAGUACGGCGUGCUGCUGAUCGCUGACGAGGUGAUAUGCGGCUUCGGACGAACCGGCAAGAUGUUUGCCCUGGAGCAUUGGGAUGUUGUGCCUGACAUUAUGACGGUUGCGAAGGGCGUCGUGAGCAGCUAUCUGCCGAUGGCGGCUGCAAUAGUAAAAGAAGAGGUCGCCGACGUAUUCGCGGGCGAGCGCAACAUUCUGCGCCAUGUCUUCACUGCCGCAGGGCAUCCCGUUGCGGCCGCGGCAUCCCUGAAGAACAUCGAGAUAAUCGAGAACGAAGACCUAGUGGAGAACUCCGCGCAGGUGGGCGCUUACUUCAAGGAGCAGCUGGAAGGGCUUGCCAUCGAUCAUCCCCUCGUCGGCGAUGUGCGAGGGAUUGGAUUGCUGCUUGCGGUGGAACUUGUUAGCGACCGUGACACAAAGGCUGGCUUCGCUGCCGACGCCAGAGUGCCGGAGCGCCUGAACGACAAAUUCAAGCGGCAAGGGCUGAUUUUCCGAAUCAACAGCAACAUCCUGAAUAUGGGGCCUCCGCUGUGCAUCACGAAAGAAGAAGUGGACGAGAUUGUGCAUGCGAUCGACAUCUCUCUGUGGGAACUCGAAGGCGAGAUGGGCAUAUCGCGCAUGACCUAG
Molecule: messenger RNA, 1386 nt
Organism: Geodia barretti
Lineage: Eukaryota; Metazoa; Porifera; Demospongiae; Tetractinellida; Geodiidae
Source: the annotation of a GenBank genome assembly